AAGACCCGUAUUGUUGUUUGGAGCCCGAUCCAUGAAGUUACGUACUUCUUCUACUCUUUCUACCAACGUGAUCUGACCGUUGAGAUGACUAUGGUUGCAACUGGAAGGAAGUUACUUUCCUUUACUUCAACCCCUUUUCUCAAUCUCAAUCCUCUUCCUCAUUUCUCUCUUUUCUCUACUUCUUAUUCUUCUUUUUCCGAGGAUGGUUUUGUAGAUUUCAGUGAUAAAUUUAAAAAGUGGGAAAAUGGGGGCGGCACUUUUCAUGAAUCGGCUUGCAUUGAUUCCACAGCGUUCCUAGAUGUUGGUGCUAUCGUUCAUUCAGAAUCUGUUGUUGCUUCCAAUGUUCGUAUUGCUUCUGGAACUGUUGUUGGUCCUUCUGUUUCUAUUGCUCAUUCAACCAAAAUUGGGUAUAACGUCUCACUUAAUAAUUGCAGUAUAGGCGAUUCAUGUGUAAUUCACAGUGGAGUCUGCAUUGGUCAAGAUGGGUUUGGAUUUUAUGUGGAUGGUGAUGGUAAUAUGAUAAAAAAGCCUCAGAAGUUGAAUGUAAUAAUAGGCAACAAUGUGGAAAUUGGUGCAAAUACAUGCAUUGACAGGGGCAGCUGGAGAGAUACCGUUAUUGGGGACAACUCGAAGAUAGAUAAUUUAGUUCAGAUUGGCCACAAUGUAGUUAUUGGGAAGAAUUGUAUGCUCUGUGGACAAGUUGGGAUUGCAGGUUCAGCAACCAUAGGAGAUUAUGUGACUAUGGGAGGAAGGGUAGCAGUGCGAGAUCAUGUAUCAAUUACAUCAAAGGUUCGACUUGCCGCCUUAAGUUGUGUAACCAAGAACAUCACGGAACCUGGGGACUACGGUGGCUUUCCGGCUGUUUCUAUUUACAAAUGGCGGAGACAAGUUGCAAGCAGUUUUGUUGUUAGAUGAGUUUGAGUACUUGCCUCGCAAAAUCAAUAUGUAGGGAGCACAGUUCUUAGUUAUGGAAGAAAUUUACUCAAACAACAUAAAUCCAAAACCUAAUCAUCUUGUAUCUCAGUAUUUUAGGUGCAGAUUUGUAGGAUCCGUCAGAUACUAAGCUUAUUCUAGUGGAAGUAAGGGUCUCUCGCAUGUCGGCAAGCAGGAAGCAUUCCUUGGUACAGGAGUGCACGCGACACAAAUAAUAUUGUUUUCUAGGUGUUGGAAGGAAAGAAAAACAAUCAAUGUGCUUUCUACGGUGAUAAGGUACUAAAGUCAUGGAACAUUUCUAAUAUUUGCCAAAUGAAAUUUGCUUUCCGUGCCACUCAAGUUUUCUAAUGCUUUUCCAAAUUUGAAUUUAGUCACUAACACUUUCUUUGAGUAUGACAAGGCUCAAAUUUUGGAUUGUUACAUAGCAGUCGUUGCCCAAUUGUGAU
Molecule: messenger RNA, 1379 nt
Organism: Cicer arietinum (chickpea)
Lineage: Eukaryota; Viridiplantae; Streptophyta; Magnoliopsida; Fabales; Fabaceae
Product: probable UDP-3-O-acylglucosamine N-acyltransferase 2, mitochondrial
Biological process (GO): lipid A biosynthetic process
Source: RefSeq, a predicted model, not a curated record